Eubalaena glacialis (North Atlantic right whale) is the source of this 813-nucleotide messenger RNA. It is a transcript of the gene MEOX1, whose product is annotated as mesenchyme homeobox 1. The coding region runs from base 1 to 765 and encodes 254 amino acids. Gene Ontology annotation, cellular component: nucleus. Gene Ontology annotation, biological process: positive regulation of transcription by RNA polymerase II. NCBI's taxonomy places the organism in Eukaryota, Metazoa, Chordata, Mammalia, Artiodactyla, Balaenidae. Gene Ontology annotation, molecular function: DNA-binding transcription factor activity, RNA polymerase II-specific; RNA polymerase II cis-regulatory region sequence-specific DNA binding. The transcript is spliced from 3 exons. The record is from RefSeq and is a predicted model, not a curated record.
AUGGAUCCAGUGGCCAGCAGCUGCAUGAGGGGCCCCCAUCCCCCGGCCCCGGUCUGGGGAUGCCUUCGAAACCCUCACUCAGAAGGCAGUGGGGCCUCAGGCCUCCCCCACUACCCGCCAACCCCGUUCUCCUUCCACCAGAAACCAGACUUCCCAGCGACAGCAACAGCAGCGUACCCUGACUUCUCGGCCUCCUGCUUGGCGGCCACCCCACACAGCCUACCCCGGGAGGAGCGCGGCUUCACUGAGCAGCACCCCGCCUUCCCGCAACCCCCCGACUGGCACUUCCCUGUCUCGGAGGCCCGGCAUAGGCUCAACCCGGGCCCAGCAGGGGGCUCCAAGGAGAUGGGGGCCAGCAGCCCAGGCCUGGUGGACACCACGGGAGGUCCAGGCGAGGACUACGAGGUCCUUGGGAGCACUGCCAAUGGGACGGAGAAGAAGUCAACCAGGCGGAAAAAGGAGAGUUCAGACAACCAGGAGAACCGAGGGAAGCCGGAGGGCAGCAGCAAGGCCCGCAAGGAGCGGACGGCCUUCACCAAGGAGCAGCUGCGGGAGCUCGAGGCCGAGUUCGCUCAUCACAACUACCUGACCCGGCUCCGGAGAUACGAGAUCGCAGUAAACCUGGACCUCUCCGAGCGGCAGGUCAAAGUGUGGUUCCAGAACCGAAGGAUGAAGUGGAAGCGCGUGAAGGGGGGUCAGCCCAUCUCCCCCCAUGGGCAGGACCCCGAGGAUGGGGACUCUGCCGCCUCUCCAAGUUCAGAGUGAAAUUCUCCAGGGAGAAAAAAAAGACUGAGGACUGAGCCCCGUACCAAC